AUGACCCCGAUUGACGGCUACUUCUUUUAUUUGGUGAGGCUUAUGGACGAGCUGCGGCAAGGGGACAAGAAAAAGCAAGAAAAAUGGGUGGAUGAGCUGAAGGAAUGGCCGUUUUGGCGGGCAGUUAUAGCGGAGUUCAUGGCCACCUUUCUGUUCAUCUUCAUAUCCACAAUGUCCGCUGUUGAUAUGGAUACUACGGUUGACCCCUCCGCUAAAUACGUCAAAGUUGGUCUGACGUUCGGUAUUAUGAUUGCCGUAGGCAUACAGAUGAUAGGACACGUGUCCGGGGGUCACAUUAAUCCAGCCGUUUCCUUGGCAAUGGCCGUUGCUCGACAGAUAAGUCCAUUGCGAGCGGUGUUCUACGUACUUGCACAGUUGAGCGGCGGGAUGUGCGGCUCACUUUUACUCAAAGGGGUAACUCCUUCGAGGUUUAAUGAUAACCUUGGACUUACAGCAGUCAACUCUGAACUGAACGCUGGUCAAGCGUUCGCCUGUGAGCUGGUGUACACCUUUAUAUUGGUCGUGUCUGUAUUUGGAUGCACGGACCCCAAUAGGGCAUUACUUGGAAGCCCGGCCCUCAGCAUUGGGUUUACUGUUGCUGCCCUGCACUUCGCCUCAAUCCCAUUUACAGGUGCAGGAUUUAAUCCAGCCCGCUCCUUCGCUGUGUCUGUAGUGUCUAAUUCCUUUGAACAUCAUUGGGUGUACUGGGUUGGCCCUAUGGUAGGUAGUGUUGCGGCAGCAUUGGCCUACAAAUUCGUGCUGUGCCCGUAUAAAUCAACGUCGACAUACCCAGAGGUGGCCGCUAAAAUAAUUCAGUCCGGUGAAGUUUCCAAACAUCAACCCCAGCUCAAGCAUGGGAACGACAAAAUGACUCUGGCAGACAUUUCCGUGUGA
Mya arenaria is the source of this 894-nucleotide messenger RNA. Its product is annotated as aquaporin-1-like. The coding region runs from base 1 to 894 and encodes 297 amino acids. Gene Ontology annotation, cellular component: plasma membrane. The transcript has 6 exons. Gene Ontology annotation, molecular function: water channel activity. Gene Ontology annotation, biological process: transmembrane transport. The record is from RefSeq and is a predicted model, not a curated record. Lineage: Eukaryota; Metazoa; Mollusca; Bivalvia; Myida; Myidae.